Theileria parva strain Muguga is the source of this 412-nucleotide messenger RNA. RefSeq names its product Folate-sensitive fragile site protein Fra10Ac1 family protein (gene Fra10ac1). The record is from RefSeq and is a predicted model, not a curated record. Lineage: Eukaryota; Apicomplexa; Aconoidasida; Piroplasmida; Theileriidae. The transcript has 5 exons. Gene Ontology annotation, molecular function: phosphatase activity. The coding region runs from base 5 to 412 and encodes 135 amino acids. Gene Ontology annotation, biological process: dephosphorylation.
UGUAAUGUUACCUAAAAAGAUUACAGAUUAUGACGUUUUAAAAAAACAUUAUACAUUUUUAAAUGAUGAGAAUGAUAAAUCGUGGGAAUCCAACCUAGUUUCGAAUUAUCAUGAAACGUUAUUCAAAGAAUUUGCAGUUUGUGAUCUUUCCAAAUAUAAAUCCGGCGAUAUAGCUUUAAGGUGGAGAUCAGCGAAUGAAGUAGUUGAAGGCAAAUGUGAGAGUAUAUGUGCAAAUGUAUCAUGUACUGAAACCUUAAAUCUAUCCAGUUACGAAGUACUAUUUAACUAUAUUGAACAUAAAGUUAAGAAGCAGGCUUUAGUUAAAGUUCGAGUAUGCCCGGAAUGUUCUUAUAAACUUAAUUACAAGUUAAAGUUCAAAAAAACAGAACCUACCAAGGAGGAAUCGGACUGA